This is a messenger RNA of Rotaria socialis, 1518 nucleotides long. Lineage: Eukaryota; Metazoa; Rotifera; Eurotatoria; Philodinida; Philodinidae. The record is from the annotation of a GenBank genome assembly.
AUGAGCCUUGGUGGUGGCGAUCUACAAGUCAUAUUAAGGCGUAUACGUCAUGGCUUUAUUGUCUGUGAUGAUUCAGAAUUAUGCGAUAAAAUUAUUAGUCAAGAUGCAGAAAGUGAACAACGACGAAGAACUUUAGCAAAAUCAAAAUCGAUUAAUAUCGAAAAAAAUGAUUUAUUGAAUUUGCUACGAACAGAACCAGAUUUUAUUCUUGAUGAAUUAUCUCAUUCACCCGAAUGGACUGUGACCAAUGUUCAAGUACAACGAGUUCGUUGUGCAACAUUGGGUCGACUCGAUGAAAUCAAAACUGAAAAUGAAGCUAAACGAAAAGUACAAAUAAUUUCUUGGAUAGAUCCAACUAAAGCUCAAGAAACCAAUGAAUUAAAUCAUUCCGAAAAAAAUAAUGAUGACUCUGCAUCAUCUCUAUUUCAACGUCGUACAGAACCAAUUAUACCUCUAAAACAUCCAUCACCUCUUACAGCUCUUAUUCAAUCGGCAACAAAUAAACACAAUCCAUUUGCCCAAUAUGCAAAAUACGAUGGAACACCAAAUAUUAGCUCUAAUCAAUCGAAAAAGUUUACUGUUAACUUCCAAUCUCAAAACCAAAAACUUCAAAUUAUUGUUGCUUCAAAUGCUACAGUAACGGAAACAAUUGGUUUUGUUUGUUAUAAAUAUACAAUCGAAAAUCGCGAGCCAGCUCUAACUCAAAGUGAUCCGUCCAAAUAUUGUCUUCAUAUUGCCGAUGAUGAUGGUGAACUGGAUGAAUUUCCCCCAUUAACGAAUGAUCGAGCCAUUGGUCACUUUGAUUUUCCUCAUUUAAUAUUAAUUGAACAACAGAAUAAACCAUCGGGACCUAUUGACAAUAAAAUAGAUGACAAUUCUAGUGAUAUAGAAACUGAUGAUGACGAUGGCUCAUUUGAGAAUUCUUCUCGUUCAGCAACACCACCAUCAGCUGAACGUCGAAAAUCGUUGAGUUCAGUAGGAAAGGUUUCAACGAAUAAUUUUGUCCAAAAUGGUCCCGCAACAGCUGAUCCAAUAGAUAAUUUAAAUCGUUUAUACGAAAGUCUUAAUCAAAAAUCAUAUUUUUUCGACUAUUAUACUAAACUAGGUGGCAACAAACAUGUUAAAAUUCGUAUUGAUGUAUCCGGUGAACAAGUACGCUUUGAUUUAUUAGAAAAAUCAACUAGAUUAACCUGGCAAAGUAUGCCAUUAACAACACAACGUUUAAUUGAUUGUAAUCUAUUAAACAAAGAUAAAUACCGGAAAAAAGAUCGUACACGUGUUUAUCUUGUAUUUGAAAGUCAACAAGAAUCUGACGGCUCACAUGUAUAUCAAACGUAUGAAUUAGAAUCAACCGUAGAAAUCGCUGAACAUUUUCGUGAUCAAAUUCUCAACAUAAUUCAAUUAAAGAAUCCACAGGGUCAUGAUACUUAUGAACAGCAACAACAACAACGUGAGAAUACAAAAAAACGACGUUCUUUUUUGAAUAUAUUUGGAGCAGGGCCUGCUGGAAGCGGCUAA